Fusarium falciforme is the source of this 2436-nucleotide messenger RNA. RefSeq lists its product as hypothetical. The record is from RefSeq and is a predicted model, not a curated record. The coding region runs from base 1 to 2436 and encodes 811 amino acids. NCBI's taxonomy places the organism in Eukaryota, Fungi, Ascomycota, Sordariomycetes, Hypocreales, Nectriaceae. The transcript is spliced from 5 exons.
AUGUCAGACCCGUUGUCCGUCGCGGGCACUGCCGUGGGAAUCACAUCUCUGGGGAUCCAAGUGUGCCAAGGGCUUUUUUGGUACCUUCGUUCUGUCCAUGGAAAAAGAGGGGAAAUCGCCCGGGAUCUGGGCGAGAUCCAGACCUUGAUAUCCAUUUUUUACUCGCUCAACGACAUCCUCCCCAAGAUUAAUCAAACCCGAUGCACAGAAGCGACGACGAUUAGACGAUGCCUCGAGGAUAGUGAAGGAAAGCUGCUGGAGCUGCAGCAAUUAUUAGUCAAGCUAAGGGGGCCCCAAGAGUCCACCGCCAACCGCGACAAGAUGAGAGAGGCGGGUCGAAAGCUUGUCUACCCAUUCCGAGCCGAUACGUUGAAAUCGCUUCGCCAGUCGUUGCGGGAGCUCCUGAACAACUUGAACUUGGCUAUCGACAUCACGUCACUGGCGUCCCAAGUCACCAAUCGUGACAAAAUCGAUAGCAUCAGCCUCUCGAUACAGAACUUGGACGUUCAGUCGAAAGACUCAAAUGCCGGCAUCCAAGAUCUAAAUACCAAGAUGCAACAAAACCUGAGCCAGUUCCGAUCACUAGAAUCCACCAUCGCCGACUCCCUCACUGAGUUCAACCAACGGAUCUCACAGGUAGAGUGGGCUAUCCAGGAUCUCAGUAAUGACAUCUCUGGAAAGCUCACCAUCACGGAAACCGAAGUAGUUUCGACUCGCCGUGCCAUGUCGGAAAUGUUGACAGACAUGGCCGGGAAGCUGGACUCACAAUCGGCAGAGAUCUCACAGCUGAUGUUUAUCGACGCAUUGGCGAGCCCUGAUGAGACGUACUACUCGAUGCAUGAGUUUGGGGUAAAUUUAGCCGACCCUUAUGAAAUAGAGCAAAUACUCUGGCGUGAUAACUCAGUUCUGGCCACGAUGCUGAGAAUCUUGCAAGUGCUACAUGAGCUUGUGCAAACAGAUGAUAUCGAGGUCGCGGCGUGGCCCGAGGGACUGGGAAUGUUACUCACGACCGAAGCUCGAAACCUUGUCCAUGAUGACACUGGAAAUCCUUUUUACUGGCCCACCGCCUUGGCACUGCGAUAUGAGUGUGAAAAGUCCUUGGACAUGCUUAUGAAGGCAGGUUUCCGGUUUCAACUUGAUCGGGGGUGGAGAAAUACGUCACCGGGAUGCGCCAUGGUUGCUGCUCGCCGGCUCUUUGAGAGAAGGGCAAAGCUGUUUGAGCUCGCACAGAAUCAACUCCAAGAUUUCGAAGGCGAGUACACUUGCAAUACUUCCGAAGAAGAAGCAGAGUGCCUUUAUUACAGACUUGUAGCUGCAGGAAUUCAGGUCGAUCCGGGUCUGGAAGUCCAACAUGGCUGCACAACAGUAUUUCAUUGUUCUAACCUGCCACUUGAUUACUUCCGAAUAUUCUUUGAAAACGGGUUUCGGAAUAACUCUGCCCAUGACGAACUUGGGUUUACCGCGGCCAUGGUCUACCGUCGCAACCUUUUCCCCGAAGACAUGCAUGGAAAAGUCAACAUUGAGAGCUGCCUGAGCACCUUGCAAUGGCUGCAAGAAAAAGCAUUUCUCGACCACUCGCCCGAGGAUCCAUGCAAUCUUGGUCUCAACACCAACUCCACUGGCUGGCACUAUCUUGCUGCACACGCUUACUUUGAGGGACGGGCUAAGAGCAUUAAGAUGCCCUUACGCGAAGUUUCUCGAUCGUCAGCUAGAGAUUCCUGCGUUUGCUGGUGUAUCCCUGAAGGAGAGGGCUGCUCCCCGCUGGGGUGUAUCCUGAAAGCCCACGCUGAUUCUUAUUGCGCUCUUGCAAGGUUUUCUUGGAAGGAGAAUCUUGCAGAACUCUUUGAAGUUUCGGGAUGUGGCGACACGACAUCAACUGUCAUGACUCAAUUUGUGCGGUUCCUUACAUUCGAAGCUCUUGAGAUGACACACACGUGUUGCCAUUUUCAGAUUUUGGACCAGGACACCUUGGAAUUCGUCACUUUCGAUGAGUGCGAUCCGAGCUUCAAGCAGCUAGUAAUUCUUGAUCAUGACGCAAAAGUGAUCCAAAAGACUAGAGCUGACAGGGUCGAACAAAAGAAUGCAGGUCUCCUGGAUUCAUUGAUGGAGGAAUUCAGUGUCCAGCUGAAUGUGGCCGAGCCAACGGUGGAAAAUUUUGUCAACUUUCUCAAAGGCGACUGGAGAUCACGGAUUGAACGAUUGUUCACUGUUAAUGAGGACAUCGUCAAUGGGAUGAGGGAGUCUCUAAGCGAUGUCAAGACGCACGUGUGGCCUGAAAGAGUCCAGUGCUUUGUUCAUUUUGGUGACUCGGAGUCAGAGGAUUCUUGCUCACGUGCCGAGUCAAUGUGCGAUACUGAAUACGAUUCGGGCGACGAAAUGCCUCAAUCAGAGCCUAGUGGAAGCGAGGAGGAAUCUGAAGAUGGUCAGGAGGAGUAA